Pseudophryne corroboree (corroboree frog) is the source of this 1438-nucleotide messenger RNA. It is a transcript of the gene LRATD1, whose product is annotated as LRAT domain containing 1. The record is from RefSeq and is a predicted model, not a curated record. NCBI's taxonomy places the organism in Eukaryota, Metazoa, Chordata, Amphibia, Anura, Myobatrachidae. Gene Ontology annotation, biological process: cell morphogenesis; cell motility. The coding region runs from base 260 to 1081 and encodes 273 amino acids. The transcript is spliced from 2 exons.
GGCUGGGAAGUCAGAGCCCAUUGUAGUUGCACUCACUCCGGGGCUGCCAGCCCAGUGUAGCUGCUGCCUCUUGUCGCGGGUGGUGGAGGAAGCUCAGCUGCAGGAGGGAGCAGUGGCCGGGGGUCUGAUCCCUACACCUCUGCUGCAGGAGGAGCCCCCAUGGCGAGGAGAGGGGGUCUGUAGGAGCUUUAUUCCCACCACUGCUGGCUCAUCCACAAGGAACUGGCGUUCCUACUGACAUUGCCUUGCCCUGUCAUUGAUGGGAAAUCAACUGGAUCGCAUCACUCACCUGAAUUACAGUGAGCUGCCGACAGGGGACCCGUCUGGGAUAGAAAAGGACGAGCUGCGAGUUGGGGUGGCAUACUUUUUCUCUGAUGAGGAGGAGGACCUGGACGAUAGAGGACAGUCUGAGCGGUACACUGUGAGGGACCCCAGUCCCAGCGAGAUUGAGGGUCAUAUUCUACUCAAUGAGAUUGAGUUCUCAGCCUUUAGUUGCCAAGAAUGCAUCUUUUCCAAGCUCAGGGGCAGCCAAGACCUCAGCGUCUACCCUAUGCAAGGUUUGUUGACCUUCUGCAAACCAGGAGAUCUCCUGGAACUGCUCUUCAUUUGCCCCAAUGCAGACCACACUCCUCCCCCAUCACCUCACUGGGCAGUUUAUGUUGGCCAGGGACAGAUCAUUCACUUGCACCAUGGGGAGAUCCGCAAAGACAAUGUUUUCGAAGUUGGAGGAGGCUGCAUGGGCAGGGUGGUUAGCAGCUGGUAUCGAUAUAGGCCCCUUACUGCCGAGCUGGUCCUUCAGAACGCAUGUGGACACCUUGGCUUAAGAAGCGAGGAGAUCUGCUGGACUAACUCUGAGAGCUUUGCGGCCUGGUGCAGGUUUGGCAACAGGGAGUUCAAAGCUGGUGGGGAGGUCCAUUCAGGCAACCUCCAGUACUUUUUGAAGCUCCACCUGGAAGAAAACCACAUCCACACCAUGAGGUUUAGCAGUCUGGAGGAACUUAUACGGGAGAAACGCAAUUUGGAUGCUAGUGGAAAGCUAAGGGUCAUCAAGGAACUCUCCAUGAUGGAGAACAAGGAGUAAGGACGAGUCUUCUCCAUGGUGGAGAGAAAGUGACGAGGACUGGGAUGGAGAUUCCAUUCCACGAUUUGCCAAAUCAGGCUGCACCUUUUUUGGACACCUUUGUAAGGAUCAUGUCAGCAUUUCUGAAACCAGCAUUACACCAUAGCCACUGUUUGUUUUUUGGCUUUUACAACAUGGGUAUCACCACGUAUUUAAAAACAAAAAAGCAACAACAAAUCCUGAGUAUGUUGGCUGUAGUGUUGAUGUCUUAUUAAGCAUUUAGCAACAUGCUAAAUAAAAUUUCAAAUUGAAAUUUUUUAUUUUCAUGGCUUUACUCCAUGACUGUUUAACCAGAGGCCAAUAAAUUGAAUUUCUCUA